Molecule: messenger RNA, 889 nt
Organism: Podarcis muralis (Common wall lizard)
Lineage: Eukaryota; Metazoa; Chordata; Lepidosauria; Squamata; Lacertidae
Source: RefSeq, a predicted model, not a curated record
CGUCUCUUAAUUUCUUCUGCUGCUUUCUUAAUGCUCCAGUUCUCUGUUGAUAUGUGUCUAUCUUAAACUUUACAUAGAAUAUCUUUAAUGCUAGCCAAGGAGUCAGGGAUUUGGACUUGUUUUCAUGGACUUCCAAACCUUUCCCCCCUCAGGAGUCUAGAUCUAACACAGAUGACUUUUUCAAAGACCUAAACUCACACUGCCCUCAGGAAGCGGUAAUGCAGGAACCAGAUAUGCCGUUCAUUCGUGGUGGGCCUGGAGUAUAUAAGGUAGUGAAGACUGGCCCCUCAGGUCACAACGUCAGAAGCUGUCCCAACCUUAGAGGUAUCCCCAUUGGAAUGUUAGUUCUGGGAAACAAAGUCAAGGCAGUGGGCGAGGUGACUAAUUCUGAAGGGACAUGGGUGCAGAUGGAUAAGAACAGCAUGGUAGAGUUCUGUGAAAGUGAUGAAGGUGAUGCGUGGUCCUUAGCUAGAGACAGAGGUGGAAACCAAUAUCUCCGGCAUGAAGAUGAACAAGCUUUUAUAGAUCAGAAUGGUCAGACUCCCCCACCAAGUCCUUUCUCACUGCAAACUUUCAAUAAAGGGACAGGGUGCAGUAAUGGACAAGGAUUUGAUUAUGGCCUUGGAAAUAACAAAGACCCUCCUUAUUCCAGAAAACACUGCACAAAAACCUGAACAGGAAAACCAGUGGUGUCUGAUGUACCAGCACUUGGAAUCAGAUUGAGUCCUUGUACUGACAUGAAAGUUGUAUAGUUAGGUUCUAAAUCAAAAUUCUAUACAGUACUGUAAUACUAUAUAUGAAAUUGUUUUUGUUUUGCUAGUUUAGCACCUUUAAAUUAAGCAUUUAAGUGUAAUGUGAAAAGUACCCCACUAGUGAAAAGCUGAGUGCU